UAAUGCCAUCAGUUGAAGUUAGAGCGUCAGGCGAGGCAGUUUGGUUUCUAUAUUUUUGUUUGUAAUUAUUUUCUUAGAGUAGAUUUUAACCGGCACGGCAUGUUUGAUAAAUAAUUGUAAUUUACUUAGCUGUUUAUAAAACGAAAUACAAACAUUUUACAUCACAAUUUUAUUGUAAUAAUAAGUUUAAACAGCAAAAACUUAUAAAACCAAGCUGCAGAUGUUUUAUUUAUGUUUAAAACAAAGUUGAUUAUAUUCGCAUUGUCGUAUAUUUUUAUCGUGUCCACGUGUUAAAGUCGACCGUCAGUUCUGCUAAAUAAAAUAAAAUUACUCAACUCGUAUAAAAGAGAAAUCAAAAAGAGAAUAAUAAUAAUUAUUGUCGUCCAACGAAUGCGGUCUUAUUUAAUCAUGUUAAUGUCGAAUUAUAUGCAAGUCGCUUAUCAACUCAUAUCAUUUUCUAUCAUAUAGAAAAAAAUUACAAUUUAUUUGAAUUUCCCGCCCAAAUUCCAGUAUCUAUACCUUAGGGACUUUUGAUUUUGUUUGCCAAUAUAAUUUUAUUAAAAAGUGAUAAAAGUGUGUUUUUUGUUUAAAGUUUUAAUAAUUACAAUAAAAUUACUAAUAUUCGUAUCUAUAGAUAAACUAAAGUAAUGGCACGCGUUGAAAUCGGAGAUAAAUUAUUGCCGAAACCUGGUUUUAAUGCUCCUGCUGCUGGUGGUGCUCCUGCUAAUCGCCUAAUGGCAGGUGGUGGUGUUGUUGUUGAAAGUGGGAAGGCGUUAAACGCCUCACAUUCGGAUAGUUCGAGUGAAGGUGGUUUUCGACUUAAAAAAGAACUCGGUCUGCUGGACGGUGUUGCGAUUAUUGUUGGUAUAAUUGUGGGAGCGGGAAUUUUUGUGAGUCCCAAAGGUGUUCUACUGUAUUCGGGAUCAAUAGGACAAUCGAUAAUUGUUUGGAUAUUAUGCGGAUUGCUGAGUAUGGUUGGGGCCUUGUGCUAUGCGGAAUUAGGCACAAUGAUUCCCAAAUCUGGAGGUGACUACGCCUAUAUAGGAGUGGCAUUCGGGCCACUGCCUGCAUUCCUUUACCUUUGGGUGGCGCUGCUGGUUUUGGUACCAACGGGCAAUGCCAUCACGGCAUUGACUUUUGCCCAAUAUUUAUUGCAACCAUUCCGGCCAUCAUGUGAGGCACCUGUAGAAUCUGUUCAGUUGCUAGCUGCUGUCAUAACUUGUGUUCUAACAGCGAUAAAUUGUUAUAAUGUAAAAUGGGUGACACGUGUCACAGAUGUUUUUACGGGAACAAAAAUUUUGGCACUGUUAUUGAUUGUCGCGGCUGGUGUUUGGUAUUUGCUUAGUGGCAACACUGAUAAAUGGGAUGACCCGAUGGGAGGAUCGUUGACAUCGCCGGGAUCAAUUGCCUUGGCAUUUUACAGUGGAUUGUUUUCGUAUUCUGGUUGGAAUUAUUUGAAUUUUGUCACCGAAGAAUUAAAAGAUCCUUUUAGGAAUCUUCCUCGAGCUAUUUGCAUCUCAAUGCCAGUUGUCACAAUCAUUUAUGUCAUUACGAACGUUGCCUAUUUUACGGUGCUAUCACCUGUGGAAAUUCUAUCAUCAGACGCUGUUGCUAUUACAUUUGGUGAAAAGAUGUUAGGAUUUAUGUCUUGGGUCAUGCCUUUGUUUGUAGCCUGCUCAACUUUUGGGUCAUUGAAUGGUGGAAUCUUUGCAUCAUCACGAUUGUUUUUCGUUGGUGCUCGAAAUGGACAUUUACCAGCUGCCAUAUCUUUGAUUAACAUUAAUUGCCUUACACCAGUUCCCUCACUUAUUUUCUUGUGUAUUCUAUCGUUGGUGCUGUUGUUUCAAAAUGACGUCUACGCCCUGAUAAACUAUAUUAGUUAUGUUGAAGCCUUAUUUACAUUGAUGUCAAUUUCUGGUCUUCUAUGGUUGCGUUAUAAGCAACCAAAAACUGAAAGGCCUAUUCGAGUCAAUUUAAUACUUCCCGUGAUAUUCCUUAUCACAUGUAGUUUCCUUGUCAUAUCAUCAUGUUUACAAUCUCCAGUGGAAGUUGCUGUCGGCACCAUCAUAACACUGAGUGGAAUCCCGGUGUACUUUGUGACAAUUCAUCGACCAAUUGCAUGUCUGACACGAUUGUCACAAUCAAUUAAUUUGUGGUGUUCGAAAUUCUUCCUCUGCAUGCCAAAUCAAGAGAAAGAAAUGUAGACAUCAUUAAAGUGACGCACUCGAUGUCACUUAGUGUCAUUUCAAAGCAUUACAAAAUGUGAAAUUUACAACAAUGGUUAAAAAAAACCAUGAUUCCUAUUCCUAAAGAAAAUCAUAACGUAGGAAGAAACCUACGAAAAUAAUUAUAAAAAUAUUAAAAAAUGUCGUAUUACAUUAAGUAUUAACAAUAAUAACAAUACUAUUAAAAAGAAAGACAUAAUACAAAAAGCUCUCUCUCUUUGUAGACAAAAAAAAACAAAAACUAAAAUGUUAAUUAUUUUUAUACAAAAACAUUACAUUACCAAUUAUUUUUAAUACAAUUUUAAAAUGUACAUAAUAUAAGAUUUAAAUUAUAAUUAUAAAACAAAAUAAUUAUGAGUAAUAUUAAUCUAUUGUAUUUAAGUGUAAUUUAAAUAAAAUAUUUAAUAACUAAUUUAAAAAAGAAAGAAAAAGAAAAUGCCUUACUCGUAUAUAGUCCCGUAUCCGUAUAAAGUUUAUGUUAUGCUAAAAUCUAUUUAGACUUGUUAAGAAAUUAUAUUUUCAUUAAAAAAAUAUAUCACGAAAAUAAGUUUACUUAUAAAGUACAAAUUAGAAAAA
Messenger RNA from Eupeodes corollae, 2801 nucleotides. RefSeq names its product Y+L amino acid transporter 2 (gene mnd). Gene Ontology annotation, biological process: amino acid transmembrane transport. The coding region runs from base 648 to 2204 and encodes 518 amino acids. NCBI's taxonomy places the organism in Eukaryota, Metazoa, Arthropoda, Insecta, Diptera, Syrphidae. The transcript has 6 exons. Gene Ontology annotation, cellular component: membrane. The record is from RefSeq and is a predicted model, not a curated record. Gene Ontology annotation, molecular function: L-amino acid transmembrane transporter activity.